This is a messenger RNA of Didymodactylos carnosus, 576 nucleotides long. The record is from the annotation of a GenBank genome assembly. Lineage: Eukaryota; Metazoa; Rotifera; Eurotatoria; Philodinida; Philodinidae.
AUGGAUGUUACAUCCUUCUCGCGCAGAGAGGAUUUCUCGUCGCCGAUCUGGAAUUUUGACGGCACUAACCAUUACAAACAAUUCUCCUCUCCAUUAUCUCCCAUAUCUGCUGAUUUGCGUAACGAAGAACGUAAAACAUCAAUGGAACAACAAUUCGAGAGUGAAUAUCAGGAUCAACUGCAGCAACUAGAUCAGGCAGUGGCAACAGCAAAACAAAUUGAGCGAGAGCUGUUAGCAAAAGUUCUAGAUGUGGGAUAUACGGCUGAUAGCGCCAGUCAGUGGCUUAAAUUUAUUGAAUUGAUAUGGGGAAAAUUAAACUGUCCCUUAGUGUGUUGGGCCGAUGGAGCGUCUCAACAUUUGCCCAGUCAAGCGUAUAUUUGGUAUGCAGUGAACAGAUCAAGAAUUUCUGACUUUGAUACAUUCGUGGCAAAUUUAUUGAUGGAAUUUGAAACAAAGCCACGUUUCAGUAGUGGAUCGGCUGAUGCAAAUGCAACCGCGCCAUCGGUACCAUCAGCAGCAAAGGGUCCUCCAUUGAUCGUUCGUCAAGAUCCAGUGGAGCUGAAUUUUGAACUUUAA